Molecule: messenger RNA, 5898 nt
Organism: Syngnathus acus (greater pipefish)
Lineage: Eukaryota; Metazoa; Chordata; Actinopteri; Syngnathiformes; Syngnathidae
Gene: dab2ipb
Product: DAB2 interacting protein b
Exons: 17
Coding region: 415-3828 (1137 amino acids)
Biological process (GO): regulation of GTPase activity
Source: RefSeq, a predicted model, not a curated record
ACGUUGUUCCCUCUACCUUCUUUCAACAAUGAGGAGAGAGGGGGGGCGGCAACGAAACAGUUGACUUCCUCCCUGAAAUCAGCUCGAACGACAAGAAAAGAACGGGACGCUCCUGCUUUGUGAGAAAGUGUGGGAGGAGGUGGUAGUGGUGGAAUGGUCGAGGGGGGCAGGGAGGGUGAGCCCCGCAGGAGUCCUCGGUCAGGACACACAUGCACUCUCUCACUCUCUUUCACACUCUGGCGUAGCAGAGCAGACUCGCUUGCUCGGGCAGUUUACGGCUAACAUCCUGCAUGAGGGGGAAAAGGCAGCCGAAAAAGCUCAACCGGAACUCCUACUUGUUGCUUUGGUCGGGAUUUCUUCUCUGGGAUGAGACUCUGAGAGUCGCCUCCAGAGAGGUCCGGGCGCCGACGCAGCAUGCCCGGCAGCCCGACGGACAAAAACCCGCCCACCAUGGAGGCCGCGUCGGCCGCCGCAGCCGCCGCGCCAUUCAGAGUCACCGUGAGUACUGGCUUCUUGAGUCGGCGGCUGAAGGGCUCCAUCAAGCGCACCAAGAGUCAACCCAAACUGGACCGCAACUCCAGCUUCAGGCAUAUUCUGCCAGGCUUCCGCAACGUGGACAAUGACAGAUCUCAUCUGAUGCCAAGGCUGAAGGAGUCUCGCUCCCAUGAGUCACUGCUCAGUCCCAGCAGCGCUGUGGAAGCUCUGGACUUAAGCAUGGAGGACGAGAUCAUCAUCAAACCCGUGCACAGCAGCAUCCUCGGCCAGGACUACUGCUUCGAGGUGACGACCUCCUCGGGGAGCAAGUGCUUUUCCUGCCGUUCGUCAGCCGAGAGGGACAAAUGGAUGGAGAACCUGAGGAGAGCCGUGCAGCCAAACAAGGACAACAGCCGGCGGGUGGAGAACAUGCUGCGACUGUGGCUCAUCGAGGCCAAGGACCUCCCCGCCAAGAAGAAAUACUUCUGCGAGUUGUGCCUGGACGACGCGCUGUACGCCCGCACCACCUGCAAGCUCAAGACGGACAACGUCUUCUGGGGCGAGCACUUUGAGUUCAACAACCUGCCGGCGGUGCGCAACAUCACGGCGCACCUUUACAAGGACACGGACAAGAAGAAAAAGAAGGACAAGAACAACUACGUGGGAUUGGUCAGCAUUCCCGUGGCCACGGUGAGCGGGCGGCAGUUUGUGGAGAAGUGGUACCCGGUCAGUACGCCCAACCCCGCCAAAGGCAAGGCGUCGGGACCCAUGAUCCGAAUCAAGGCGCGCUACCAGAGCAUGAACAUCCUCCCCAUGGAGAUGUACAAGGAGUUCGCCGAGUACACCACCAACAACUACAUGCUGCUUUGCUCCGUGCUCGAGCCCGGCAUCAGCGUCAAGAACAAGGAAGAGAUGGCUUGCGCGCUGGUUCAUAUUCUGCAGAGCACCGGCAAAGCCAAAGACUUCCUGACAGACCUGAUGAUGUCGGAAGUGGACCGCUGCGGGGAGAACGAGCACCUGAUCUUCCGCGAGAACACGCUGGCCACCAAAGCCAUCGAGGAGUACCUCAAACUGGUGGGCCAGAAGUACCUGCAGGAUGCUCUUGGCGAGUUCAUAAAGGCUCUUUACGAGUCUGACGAAAACUGCGAGGUGGACCCGUCCAAGUGCUCGUCGGGGGACCUCCAGGAGCACCAGAGCAACCUGAAGAUGUGCUGCGAGCUGGCCUUCUGCAAGAUCAUCAACUCGUACUGCGUGUUCCCGCGAGAGCUGAAAGAGGUGUUCGCGUCGUGGCGGCAGGAUUGCGGCAACCGCGGCCGGCCGGACAUCAGCGAGCGGCUGAUCAGCGCCUCGCUCUUCCUGCGCUUCCUGUGCCCGGCCAUCAUGUCGCCGUCGCUUUUCAACCUGAUGCAGGAAUACCCCGACGACCGCACGGCGCGCACCCUCACGCUCAUUGCCAAGGUCACGCAGAACCUGGCCAAUUUUGCCAAGUUCGGGAACAAGGAGGAGUACAUGUCCUUCAUGAAUCAGUUCCUUGAGCAUGAGUGGAGCAACAUGCAGCGCUUCCUGCUGGAGAUCUCCAACCCGGAGACCAUCUCCAACACGGCGGGCUUCGAGGGCUACAUCGACCUGGGCCGCGAGCUCUCCACGCUGCACUCCCUCCUCUCCGAGGUGGUCUCCCAGAUGGACCAGAGCGCCACCUCCAAGCUUGGACCUCUGCCGAGGAUAUUGCGGGAGGUGAGCGUGGCGCUGAGCAACCCGUCCAGCGUCCACGCACCGCCCGCCGGGUCGCCGGAACAGACGAGCUCGUCGCCCGGCGAGGCCGGCUGCAGCAUCUCCACGGGGCUGCAGAAGAUGGUCAUCGAAAACGACCUCACGGGAUUGGUCGACUUCACGCGGCUGCCCUCCCCCACCCCUGAAAACAAGGACCUAUUUUUCGUGACGAGAAGCUCGGGGAUCCAGCCUUCCCCGGCACGCAGCUCCAGUUAUUCGGAAACCAACGAACCAGAUUUGGGCAUGCCCAACAGCAGCAAGAGUCUGUCCAUGGUGGACCUGCAAGACCCCCGCAGUCUGGAAGGCGGUCCAAGUUCCGGCCCCUCGGACGCUUUAGCUGAAGUUCCGGUUUCAGCGGGAGGCUGGGCCGCCAGGGUGCCGCAGUGCAACGUCCCCGGAGGUCCCAACAUGAGGCGGCCCGGCCAGACCCCGACCACCCCGAGCACGGAAAGCGCUCCGGGCCGACCCGCCCAGCUACUCGCCCCGCUGUCCUUCCAGAAUCCGGUCUACCAGAUGGCCACCUGCCUUCCGGUGUCCCCUCGGGGUCUUACCGACUCGGGCUCCGAGUGCCACAGCUCGGUCAGCUCCCACAGCAACAAUGAGGACGGCCCGCCCGGCGGGAAACUCCCCUUCCUGAAUCACGGCGGCGGGAGCAGCGGCGACGAAUACGCCAGACGCUCGGGCGAGUUCACGCGCCGACAGCUGUCCCUUACGGAGGCUCAACACCAGCCCGCCGUCCCCCGGCAGAACAGCGCCGGGCCCCAGCGACGGAUCGACCAGCCACCGCCGCCCCAGAGCGUGACGCGGGGCCGCACGCCGCCCAGUCUGCUCAACAGCGGCCCCUACGCCCGGCCCAGCUCGGGCGGCGGCAUCAUGACCUCGUCGCCGGACUGGCCCAUGGGCGGCGGCGGCGCCCGUCUGCGCCAACAGUCGUCCUCGACCAAGGGGGACAGUCCUGAGACCAAGCAGAGGGCGCAUCACAAACAGGCCCCCUCCCCCGUGAACCCCAGUGCGCUGGACCGCACGGCAGCGUGGCUUUUGAAUAUGAAUGUGCAGUAUUUAGACCAUGAGACCACGGAGCACGACUCACUGAGGCACAGAGAGGAUCUGACGCAGGUGCAGAAGUACCAGCAGGAGAUCGCGCUGCUGCAGGAGAAGCUCCGGGCCUCCGUGCAGAAGCUGGAGGAGUACGAGGCCCGUCUCAAGGGUCAGGACGAACAGGCCCAGAAAGUCCUGAUGGAGUACCAAGCCCGGCUGGAGGAGUCCGAGGAGCGUCUGCGCCGGCAGCAGGACGACAAGGACCUUCAGAUGAAGGGCAUCAUCAGCAGGUUAAUGUCGGUGGAGGAGGAGCUGAAGAAAGAUCACUCGGACAUGCAGGCGGUGGUGGACUCCAAACAGAAGAUCAUUGACGCACAGGAGAAGCGCAUCGCAUCUCUGGACGCGGCCAACACUCGUCUGAUGAGCGCCCUGACGCAACUGAAGGAGCGCUACAGCACGCAGUCGCGCAACGGCAUCUCGCCCACCAACCCCACCAAGCUGCAGAUCACCGAGAACGGUGAGUUCCGCAACAGCAGCAACUGUUAGACGCCAAAACAAACUAAAAGCGGGACCUACGAGAGAAACGUUUUCUUCACGCCGACGGGAAGGGACGAUCCGGACCCCGCACGAGGCCGACUUGGAAGGGUCAAGGUUCGCCGGAUGGUCGCAGCUUGUACAUACCCGUCUGAAUGCGUACGUACAAAAAGACAAUUUGAAGACCGGGGGGACGAACCACUACGUCUUUUUUUUUUUUUUUUUGACGACUACUUAACACUCCAGUCGCUUGGCUAGCGUGUUAGCUUCAAGUUUUUAAAGAACCGACCGGGAGCUAAAAAUGACCUCUCAGCCACACGGACUGAACUGGCAGUGCACUUUGUGAAAGCUUGGUACAUGCAACGCCUUAAAGCUAAGGAUGGCAACUUUAUUCCACAGCUCCCGAUUUCUGCAAAAACUUUAAAGAAUUGAGGAGGAGAAAAAAAAAAGGCACAAUUAUAUUCUGUGGAUUUGUAAAGGAUAGAGCUUGUACAAACGUAUGUGUAAGAUGUAAGUAAAUGAGAUUUAUGUGAUACUAUAUUGAUGCAAUUUAAUAUAGAUGUAUGCAUUUCUUUUUUUGGGGGCUUCUAGACUACACACACACACACACACACACACGUGCGGGCGGCUAUAUUUGAUAAUGUCAAAGGUAAAGAGCAGACUUGUAUUUAGGAGUUUUAUUUUUAUGCGUCCAAAAAUAUGACUGACGAGAGCGCGCAGAUUUUCUUGCAGCAGCUGGAUGUUGCGAUGACGGACGGAUGUGCUAUACACUGGACUGACUGGCCAGGCCACCAAGGAACGGACCGUUUCUUACCCGUCUGAUAUUUUCCGGUGCAAAAAUGUGAUUGGUUAAGGCAGAGUCUUUUACUUAGCGCUUUGGUGAAUAUGGCCUGAUUACCCUUAAAACCAUACCACUAAACCUCCAAACCAUACUGUAAACUUUUAGCUCCUGUAGAACCCAACGUAAAGCCUCAUACCCAGAUUUAUCCUUGACAUGAGUAGAAAAUCAAAAAUGUGAAGUGGUUUUGUUGAAUUUUCUUUCCGGGCUUGACCUGAAACAUGUUUCCAACCAAUUGAGUGAAAUUGGAUAAUUGACCGCAGCGUGAAAGUGUAAAAACAAAAAAAACGUUGAUAUUAAUUUUGACAGUAAUUUUUUAUUUUUUUUUUAACCUCGCGCUCAAUCUCUGCUGUAUGGUCAUCCUGGGUGUUGUAAAUACAAACUAGCACCGCGAGCAGUGUGCUGCUAUCGCUAGCCAAAACAAGACGGGCCCUUUUUUGUGUGUGUAAGUGGGGGGCCGGGGGGGGGUCACAUUCUUGAGAUUGAGAUUGGCGAGCACAAUCGUGGCUUUCUCAUGGCUCAGAGGUCUAUGCACUUUUACGUUAAGUGGCUAAUGUAAGCUUUGUUUUUUAUGUGUUAACUCAAGAAAAGGGAGCGCUAGGACUGUGGUUGUUAUUUGUAAAACAUCAAAAUUACCGCGCUAAGAGACUAUGCAGCUUUUUACACCACCUUGUUUUUUUUAAACAUCAGUUGAGCAUUAUGAGAUUUCGCUAAAACUUUAAGAUCCUCGUUCAAGACCAUUUCUUUUUAUUCAAGUGACUUUUUUCUCUUUUAUUUUCUCUUUUUCUACUUAGACAACAUGACUGUAAUGCCCAAGUAGGGGAAAUAUUUUUGAAACUCCUAAAAAAAUUACUUUUUUAAAUAUUUUUGGUGCCAGAGCUUAAUAGGCGAAUAUAAGACAUAUUACUAUGAAAUAGAUAUUUUCAAACCACCUAAUUCCACUUGCUCUCCUCAGGACUUUUUUUUACCACCUUAGAUUUUUUUAUUUGCCUAAUAUAUCAAAAAUAUUUAGGAAUGAGUGAUCAACAACUAUUGCAUUAUCUAUUUUAUUCUUAUUAAGUGUAGAUAUGGCUACCAUUCAAAUCUUUUUCUUUUUUUAAAUGCACAUCCUGGCAUUUUGGUGUGCCAAACAUUUACAUUUUUAGCUUGGUGGCCAAAAAGUUGCACAGUCUCUCAUUCAAAUAAUAAUUAAAAAAAUAAGAGUCCAAAAGUCGCAAUGCUGUCUUAGAUGCUGCUUUCAUAGA